GUUAAUAAAAUCAGACUAUCCAAGAAAGUCGCAGAGAAUUACAAACGUCAUUCUCUAAAACACGUUCCUCACAAGUUGACAAAAUGAUUCAGCUGGUGGCACUGGCUGCAUUUUCUACCCUCUUCUGGGUUUACCAUUCGGCCCAUGGCGGUUUAAUUGUUUCUACAGAGUUUGGCUACGUUCAAGGCGGUAUUCGAAGGACGUGGAAUAACAGAACGUUCAGCAGUUUCACUGGGAUCCCAUAUGCGAAACCACCAAUCGGCGAUUUGCGUUUUAAGCCACCCGUUUCGGUGGACCCUUGGCGCGAUGUAUACCAAGCGACCGGUUCUCACAACGUAUGUCCACAAGCGGAAUUAUUGGCAAAGGGUAUCGUUCCUAUUGGAGACGAAGAUUGCCUUUUUCUCAACGUAUACACCCCAAAGACACGCGAGAGCCCAUUUAACACCGAAGUCUAUCCGGUCCUUGUUUUUCUGCAUGGAGGUUCGUUUUCAAUAGGAAGCGCUCGAGAAGAUUGGAUCGGUCCAGAAAUCUUAUUGGACAAAGAUGUGGUGCUUGUGACAGUGAACUACAGAUUAGGCGCUCUUGGAUUUUUGAGCUUUCAGGAUCCGGUAAUUUCGGGGAACAACGGUCUAAAAGAUCAAGCUCUCGCUAUCAGAUGGGUUUUUAGAAAUAUUCACAACUUCGGAGGAGAUCCCAAUAAAUUAACGUUAUUUGGAAACUCAGCCGGAGGUGUUGCCACUCAUUUGCACACCAUGUCGCCUUUAUCGAAGCAUUUUCUUAAUUCGGCAAUAAUUCAAAGUGGGAACGGACUGUUCUUGCCAAUACUGAGCUCAACAUACCACCCAAUUUUCUACGCAAAUAUCUUGGCCGAUUGUGUGAAUUGUCCGCAUAGUUCGAGUAAGAACUUUCUAAAGUGUAUAAGGACUGUUCACGCUUACACAAUAAUAAAUUGUAAUUCGAAAUUUGAAAACCUUACAGCGAUACCCUUCCGACCGAUAGUUGAAAUAACUAGGCAUGGGGCUUUCCUAACUGAUUCACCCGAUUAUCUAAUACGCAGUCGAGCUGUUAGAAGCAUUCCUAUUAUGACAGGUGUGGUGACGGACGAAGCUGGAUAUCAAGCUGCAGAUAUAAUGUAUCACUCUUCCAAACUAAAUUUGCUAAACCAACAUUUUAACCAUUUUGUUGUCCAUUUGUUUAACAUACGACAUCCCUUUGACACCUGGUUGCGCUCUUUUUAUUUCAACAACAAGACCAUCGACCAAACCAACCGUUUCCAGCUUUCAAAAAUGUUGAGCGAUGGGUUUUUCUAUAGAGUCAACGAAGAGAUGAUACGCCUAUACCAACCCCGACUCGAUAAUCCCACAUUUCAGUACCUGUUCGGCUAUCGCGGAUCUGAAAGUUAUGGGAAUCUCUUUGUACCUAAUUACGACUUCGGUGUAACACAUACGGACGAGCUCUUUUAUCUGCUGCCACGCAAGAACUUAUUCCCAAACUACGUCCCAUCCGAAAGUGACAGGAAAGUUAGCGAACUUUUGUCGACGUUCUGGGUUAAUUUCGCAAAAACUGACCAUCCAACGCCGUACGGAGAUCGAACCCUUUCGAUAAGAUGGAAUGGGGUUAGCUCCCAGAAUUGUGAAUAUCUGGAAAUUUUAGGACACGAUCAGCUUCAAAUGAAAGACCGAAUGUUUUUUGAUAGAACUGCCAUGUGGCGAAACAUGUAUCAACUAGGUUUUUCUUAAGUGCGAAAUUGUAAUUUUGUGGGUCAGCGUUUUUCAAAACUAUUUUCGUUAAUAUAAUUUAUAGUAACCCUU
Molecule: messenger RNA, 1811 nt
Organism: Photinus pyralis (common eastern firefly)
Lineage: Eukaryota; Metazoa; Arthropoda; Insecta; Coleoptera; Lampyridae
Product: esterase E4-like
Exons: 10
Coding region: 84-1739 (551 amino acids)
Source: RefSeq, a predicted model, not a curated record